Haemonchus placei is the source of this 939-nucleotide messenger RNA. NCBI's taxonomy places the organism in Eukaryota, Metazoa, Nematoda, Chromadorea, Rhabditida, Trichostrongylidae. The record is from the annotation of a GenBank genome assembly.
AUGGAUAUCAUUCGUUUGAUCAUCGGCUUCUUCUUCAAUUUGGAAGUGUGGAUCGUCCUUCUUAUGAAUAUUUUUGUGUUCGUAUGCAUGAUUAAAGGUCGACUCUUCUGGAUAGAGGAUAAUCCUGUCUACGUUUUGGUAGGCUUUAGCAUUCUAUGCGAAACCUGCCAAGUACUUCUUCACGCGUUCUUUAUAGGACCGUCGUUCGUCAGAGGAGAUUUUUUGUUCGGAGGGUUGGAUACGGCCAGUGUCAUAUCCAUAGACACACUAUUUAUCAGUUUCUGGUAUAUGGGAUCGCUUGUUCAAAUACUUUUGGCCAUAAAUCGGCUUGCUGUGGUUUACUUUCCAAGCGAGGCCUUCUUCACCCAUCGUCGGGUACUGGUUCUGAUUGCUUUUUGUUGUAUGGCUACUGUAGGUAUUACUAUGUAUACGCAGUUCAUUUUGCCCUGUUGCCGGAUCGUUCCCAAUCCUAAGAUCUACAGUUACUCAUACUCGGCCGUUUCAAAUCAGACUUAUAAUUUUGCUAUGGCUCAUGUCGAUAUCCCACUUUUCCUCACCACAUCAGCCUUAGCUGGCAUCUCCUACUUUGCUUUUUUCAAACACAUCAUUGAUACUGGAGGAGGAGCAGGGUCGAAGGGACUGAAAUAUGCUCUACAGUUUCUGCUGAUGUUCCUGACCUAUACUAUUUCAUGGUUGGCGUUCUUCUUAUUUCCCAUCAUGGGCGUCCAAACUUCUGAAGCAUAUGUCCCAACUGCUGUUACUCUUGUAGCAAACUGUGGAACGAACUCCGUCGUCUAUCUCGUCGUGAACAGAGAAGUCCGUUACGCAGCAAAUCAGUUUCUCAGUGCAGUUGGGUUUAGUCACGCUCGAAAAGUAAUUCGAAAAGAAAAGUUUAUGACUCCUAACAAAGUACAUCCACGAAACCUGGAAAAGUUCUAG